AUGAUUGCAAGAUUUCAACUUGCUUUCUACUCGAAGUUCAUAGAUAUAGACAAAACCUGUGGAUUUGAAGUUCUAUAUCUCAGUUCAUUUCCACCACCAUGCGAGUUAAAACUUGAUAGAGGAUUCUUCAACAUGGCAUGCUUUGAGAGGGUGUCCCCUGCACUCAAGGAGAUCCUGCUCAAGUUAUACCAUGCUGAGAAGCCUGUGGAGAUUGAUCAUCACUUGUAUGAAUUCGGGUGCGUGGAAUACCAUGUUCAGUCUUCUGCAGCUGAUCCACAAAAUAACUACCUGUCAUUAUCAACUCCACUACUGUCCCAGGGAGCCCUGCUAUCAUGUGGUUUGUCAUCGUACACUACGCAGAUGGUAAAGCAAGUUUGCUCGGAUGCUGUGGAGAUUGUUGAACCUGCAAAAGAAGGAUAUCAGCUUACCCUAAAGCUAAAUCUUGCAAAGAUUCCACGUGGAAAAGACCCUUACAAAGUGAUUACGCAAAUUUCCUCAGUGCAAGCAGUUAUACUAUGUUCCCAGCUGAAAGAAAUGUUGAGAAAUGUCAAUUCCCAGGACACAUCCCAAGGAAUGAAUAAGCCAAUUAAACUUGUUUAUCACCCAAGAGAGCCCUUCUAUGUCAUCAGACAGCCACAAAAAAUCACAGCAGUAUUCCCAAUGCGUUUUAAAGAGCACUCAGAUGUGAUUAUAGCAACAGCCUUCUUUCAGGAACUCAUGGAUGUGGGUAGUUCAGAAAAAUGGGCCAAAGCACCACCAUGCACCUGGUCACCCAUUCCUCCGCCAGAACUGAGAGGAGAACCUUUAGAAGAUUUAAGCACCAAUGGAGGGUUUGUCACUUUUGAUAUUUCUUCACGCCAUGUUGAAGGUAAAAAACUAGACAAAACAGUAUGGAGUCUAUUGAACUUCUAUGCCUAUGUGAAAAAACACGUGAAGGGCACCAGAGGUUUCAUACAAAGAAGGAUGCAAAAGCGUCUGGAAAGUUUGGUUGAGGUUCUGCACAAGGAAAAAUUGGAAGAAAAUGAAGAUGUUAAAAAGUUUAAAGCACAUGCAGAAUGUCGGUAUGUUGGAAAAUUGGUCGGAUUAUCAAAACCAAAAAACUUUAAGAGAAGAUGUCGUGAUUUAACCAGGAAGAUCAUGCAAAUUCAUUUUCGGAUUAAAAUUCAUGGAUUUCGGCGUUUUCAUAGACGAUGGUUGACAAUCCCAAAGUUCUCUUCUCCACUGCGAUAUACUAAGCUAGAGUGAUGUAAACUCCAGGUUAUAUAUUCUUAUUUGAAGUUAUGAGAUGUACUUUUGUGCCUUAUGUGAACUUCUAUCCAUGAAUAUUAGCUUGCGUUUGUCUAGUAGAAGUACAUCAAAGCUGCAUGUUACUCUAAUAUACUAAGAUUGUGACAA
Populus trichocarpa (black cottonwood) is the source of this 1395-nucleotide messenger RNA. Its product is annotated as actin-related protein 2/3 complex subunit 2B. The coding region runs from base 1 to 1245 and encodes 414 amino acids. Gene Ontology annotation, cellular component: Arp2/3 protein complex; actin cytoskeleton. Lineage: Eukaryota; Viridiplantae; Streptophyta; Magnoliopsida; Malpighiales; Salicaceae. The record is from RefSeq and is a predicted model, not a curated record. The transcript is spliced from 10 exons. Gene Ontology annotation, molecular function: structural constituent of cytoskeleton; actin filament binding. Gene Ontology annotation, biological process: actin filament polymerization; Arp2/3 complex-mediated actin nucleation.